Molecule: messenger RNA, 357 nt
Organism: Paramuricea clavata
Lineage: Eukaryota; Metazoa; Cnidaria; Anthozoa; Malacalcyonacea; Plexauridae
Source: the annotation of a GenBank genome assembly
AUGACGACGACUUGCGCUACGAAUCCAUUGAAGGAAUGUGCUGCUAUCACUCCACAGGUGGCAGGAUUUAAGGUCGUACGUGUGCUCUCUCUUAACUGUCUCCAACAGGCGGACACACAUCACGGCAGCUUACAAUUCGAGCUUUGGAAUGCUCAGUUGUCGGAGGGGUGCAACUCUGGUUUUCCCCAUCACGAAGCGACACUGGAUAGAUCCAUCUUGAUACAGGAACCUGAAGCAGACCACUGCACAGAAGGCCUCAACCGAGGUGUCGCCGAAGACGUGGACUUGAAUGAUGGUCGGGCUGCUGGCCAUCGCUCGAUAGAAUCUCGGGUGUUCGAACGCAGCCAAGUCUGGUAA